Molecule: messenger RNA, 362 nt
Organism: Paramecium sonneborni
Lineage: Eukaryota; Ciliophora; Oligohymenophorea; Peniculida; Parameciidae
Source: the annotation of a GenBank genome assembly
AUGGCAAAAUACGAGUAAUUAGAUUCUCCAUAUGCAAAAAUCUUUUUCAUUUUGCAAUAAUUAUUAAAAGCAGAAAUAAUUACCCAAAGCGAGAAGGAUCAUAUUAAAGGUAUUUAUAUUUAUACUAUAAAGACUUAAUUAUUUAAAACGACUAGUCUAUUAGGAAAUUGUUUAUUUUAGAAAGUUAAUAAGAACUUUUUGAAAAUAUUCAAGAAAUUAUUGAGAAAAAACGCAUUAUAGAAGGUUUGUCUGAUUUUGAAGAUGAUGAUUCAACUAGCAAAAGUUUGAAAAAUUACUUAAGAAAUAAAUUAAAACUGGAAUUAAAAUAGAGUAAUUUUAAUUUAGCAAUCAAGAAAAUUUGA